UAUAGUGUUGUUGACGGAGUCCCUGAGAAGCUACAGUCCCACAGCCUGUGGCCUGAAUGAUUUUCUGCUCCGCAGGCGUCUCUGGGACUCAGACAAACAGGAUUAUCUGUGAUUAAAUCACUCUGCUCUCCACCUGCGAGAGACGGAGAAAUGUGGAGUUCUUCUCACAGCCUCGGUGUGUGCGUUUGUCUCUUUUUGUUUCAUGGCGCAGAUUGCCUCGGCCCGCGCUUCACCUGGCUCCACUCGGUCUUCGAUAAUUUCCCCUCGCUGCUGGGCUUCGCUGUGAAGCUGCGCUGUGCGACGGGGCUCUGCCCCCGCGACCUGGAAGACUACGGCUGCUCCUGCCGAUACGUGGCGGCCGGAAACCCCGCGGAUCCUCUGGACGCCUGCUGUGCGACUCACCGGCGGUGUUAUCAGGACGCUGCCCCCUGCAGGCAGCCCCUGCCUCGCCCCCCCGACAACUUCACCUGUUCAGCAGCAAACUCCAGCUGUGACGCUGCUGAUGGCUGUCAGCGGAGGUUUUGUGACUGUGACCAGGCCGCCAUCGACUGCAUGACUCAGAGCGCUUACAGCUCCACACUGAGAGGCCUCGCCGCCGCGUCCUGCGGCGCUACAAACCACACAGAUGUUCUCUCAGUGGGCAACGACUCUGCGAGCCAGCAGCUGUCCAACUCUUCCUUCUUGUCAGCAGAGAUGGACCCGCUAAUGACCAGCAGCGUGGGUAACCGCAGUGACGUCGCAGGGAUCUACGGUGACCUCAUCACCCCACCGCCAGGCUCGCCCCUCCUGCUGACGCACGCAGAGGAGGUAGAAGAGGAAGAGACGAUUGAAACAAGUUUCAUCUCUGAAGAUUUGAAUGGGGGUGUGACGGAGGAAGCACUGGAGCAGGAAGACGUAAAUAAGGAUCAGACGACCCACAAUCCACCAGCAAUCAGUCACGGAUCAGGUCCGUUCGUCUACGACAGAGAAACGCUGAGCGAAGAAGAACUCCGCUUCGGAGAUGAAAACCCGGUGACGUCUUCAACACCCACAGCUUCACACACUGACACCUCACCUUCCAGUCGGACUACAACCUCCCUGAGGACUACAACUCCCAGAGAGCUGGAGGAGUCAUCCGAGGAAGGUUCAGUCAUCGUUACAACUUCAUCACAGACAGCAGCAAAACCACAAAUCAGUCCACCGGAGGCAAUAAAGUCCUUAUCUGAAGAAGAAGAAGAUGAAGAGGAAGAAGAUGGGGAUGAUGAUGAUGAUGAUGAUGAUGAUGUCCAGGGUACACUACCAACUGGGUUUACGACUACCACCGCCAAAACAGCGACAACUACACCGACUGUAACCACGGAGAAGGCCAACGGAGGGAAAGGGAGCUUGACACCGUCCGCAAAGAGAACUUCAGCCUCACAAACAGGUGCAGGAGGUGUCACCUUUCCAUUUACACCAGCAACACCUUCAGCUUCAGAGGAGGCCCGAGAGAAGGGGGGCCGCCCGGAGAAGGCCACUCAGGGUCAGCUUCAGAUAGCAGGCCCCGAAAUGGUUACCAUGGUGACCAAAACAUCCUCCACAAGAAGCUCCCGACCGGGAAGCCACCCAGAGGAAACGGCCGCUGUCUCACCCGUGUUACCUGAUUCCUGGGAGGAAGACUUGAGUCUGAACACACCUGAUGCUCUUCCUCUCAGCCCGCUGAGCCAAGGGUGGGAAACUCCCCAAUCCACAAUGCCGCCGCCGCCGCCGACUUCGGCGAGAAGUGUCUCUCAGACGUCGCAGGAACGAAGCCGAGUCCCCUCCGUCAGACCCCGAUCUGAGAUCGGCGCCUCCAGCCGACCCACGCCGGCGGCUGAAUCUGAGGAGGAGCGGCAGGAAGAGACGGAAACAGCAGAGGAAGAGAAGGCAGACAGCUCGCUGGAGAAAGACACAGACGACUGGGACGUGGCUCAGAAGAGGACGGUGCCGUUCUUCGCCUGGUCCCUGCUGGAGUCUGUUGGCUUGUCCGAAAUCCAACUACAGCCAGACAGCAAAGAAUGCAGCCACUCCUUCACCGUGUUCGGCAGCGACGGGCGAGCCAGGCGGGAGAUGGCGGCUCUGGGGGAGAUGCUGCACUGCGUGACGGGACGGUGCCCGCACGAGUACGAGAUGUACGGCUGCUACUGUGGACAGGAGGGCGGGGGGCAGCCUCAGGACCAGCUGGACAGGUGUUGCUUCUUCCACCAGUGCUGCCUGAAGCAGAUCGGCUCCAUGGGCUGCCGCGCAGACAGGAAGCUCAACGCUCACGUCUCCUGCGACAACGGGAACCCUCGAUGUCAAGGCGUCUCCGUCUGCGAUAAGCUGCAGUGUGUGUGUGACAAAGCCACGGCAGAGUGCAUGGCGGCGGCCCACUUUAACCACAGCGUGCCGUCCCAGCAGUGCCGCGGCCCCGCGCCUCCCUGCCGCCGGGCCAGCAGGCCCCCCAAACCACGGCUUUCCCCUCAGUCUAGCGAGGAGAGUGACGAGCCGCAGGGAUCCAACUCGGACGGGGACAUCCGGGACACUUUGACGGACACAAACACGCCGCCGCCACGCCGAGACCAGAACAGUGAUGAAGGCUCUGACCAGCAGCAUGAAGAGACGCCCAAGAAACCUCUGGCUGGAUGGUCCGGCAGCUCCACCCCCCCCCCUCAUCCUCCUCCUCCUCUUCCUCUCUCCGGCAGCGAUGAGAGCAGAGAGCCGCCCAGAGGGGGACACAGCGGGAUUCAAACCCACAACCACAGGCCGAGUGCAGGGCAGAGCCAGGGCCAAAGACCGGGGGGGACGGGACUGGGAGGAACAGGACCAGGGGGGCCCGGGGGGAAAGAGGAGGCGAAGGAAGAAGAAGAGGAAGGGGGAGAGGAGGAAGAGGGGGGAGGAGAGGAGGAAGAGGAAGGGGAAGAAGGAAACUAA
Perca flavescens (yellow perch) is the source of this 2910-nucleotide messenger RNA. RefSeq names its product otoconin 90 (gene oc90). The coding region runs from base 151 to 2910 and encodes 919 amino acids. The record is from RefSeq and is a predicted model, not a curated record. The transcript is spliced from 18 exons. NCBI's taxonomy places the organism in Eukaryota, Metazoa, Chordata, Actinopteri, Perciformes, Percidae. Gene Ontology annotation, molecular function: phospholipid binding; calcium ion binding. Gene Ontology annotation, biological process: lipid catabolic process; arachidonate secretion; phospholipid metabolic process.